Molecule: messenger RNA, 3444 nt
Organism: Triplophysa dalaica
Lineage: Eukaryota; Metazoa; Chordata; Actinopteri; Cypriniformes; Nemacheilidae
Gene: tp53i11a
Product: tumor protein p53 inducible protein 11a
Exons: 8
Coding region: 230-790 (186 amino acids)
Source: RefSeq, a predicted model, not a curated record
GCUGGAUCUGCGAGUGUAAACUGUACCCGAGUAGCGGAGGCACCACAUCAAAGCAGCACACAACGAAUCCUUUCAACGAGAAAAGAUCUUUUUAUGUACAGGGUGGGAUGUGUAUGUGGGUAUUAUCUGGAAGACUGGACCAUAUGUUCUAAGAGCUGGAUUUUAAAUUCCGUGCCAGCGUCAUUUGACUACUGACUCACUGAAGUGCCUGCUACUCUCUUCUGUUGUCAUGGCCUCCACACCUCCUCCUCUCAUGAAGAAACACAGUCAGACUGAUCUUGUGAGUCGCCUCAAGUCUCGCAAGGUCCUGGGUGUCGGCGGUGAGGAUGAUGACGGGGAGGUGCACAGGUCGAAGAUCAGUCAGAUGUUGGGUAAUGAGACAAAGUUUGCAGGACGUGAGCCCUUUGGCCUCCGAUUUUGGCUCCUCACCUCUGCUCUGCUGUUUACAUCCACAUCUUUAAUGGCCCUGGCCUUCCCCAACCAACUGUAUGAGAUCAUAUUUGAGCUCACCACCACCAGGAUCUCUAUUAGACUCUAUGGAGGAGCUCUUCUGUGUAUCUCAUUAAUCUUAUGGAAUGGCUUGUACACAGCAGAAAAGGUCAUAAUUCAGUGGACACUCCUCACAGAAGCAUGUUACUUUGGGGUACAAUUUCUUGUGACAUCCAUCACCCUCCUGGAGAUGGGCAACCUGUCCAACAGUGCAAUUUUUCUUCUUUUUGGUGAAAUUGUCUUCCUUCUCGUGACCUUGAGUUACUAUCAUCACCUCGGCCGUCGCACAAAAAAGAUCUGAGGGAGGCUGAUUACUCUGUUUCAGUUUUCAGAAGGAAUCUUAUGUUAGAACGGUGAGUUGGCACCACAGAGUUCUCUGAGUACAGUAGCUCCACUGCCAGGACCAAAUGAAUUUAUACGUCACCGAGAAACACUCUUUCUCUGUGGACCUUAUGUAAGUACCAUGUUAGUGUAUUUAUUCUCAUUGGAUAUGGAAAGACUUAGGUCUUGACCAUUGUUUUCAGACGUUACAUUGAGUUCACCAAAGUGGCAAAAUAUCUGAAAAAUGUUGUCUGUUUAUAAAAGCUUUUCGAAAAUGUGUUGUGGGAAAAGAAAUGGAAUCGUCUCCCAGAUCUAUAAAGUUGAAAAGAUGACAGUUUGGGUCAUUUUAGUUUAGUGAACUUCCAGUAUGUGAUGUUAUAAUCUGUUAUGAAUAUAUCUGUUUUAGCAUCCACACAGUUGAUAUGACACUUACUUCUUUACGUAUUUUAUAUAACAACGUACAGAAACCAAUAAUGCUAAACUAUAGGAUUUUUAUGGCCGAGCUCACCAGUGUGUUGUUUUCUUCUCUGAAUGUUGCUUUGGCCAUUCUUAAUGAUGCUGGAAUGGAUUUGUUGUGUUUUUGAUAUCUAACUAUGGUCGGUUUCAUUUGCAUGGAGAUCUCCGUGAACCACAUGAUGUGGGUUCACAUCAAUAGCUUCCAAAUGCAAACACCACACAUUGAAUCAACUCCCACCUUUUAACAUGCUUAAUGCUUAAAAGCCCAUACCAUGAAUAAAACAGCUUUUGAAUCAACUGUCCAAUUACUUUUGGUCCCUUGAAAAAAAUGGGGGACUACAUAUUUAAGAGCUUUAAUUCCUAAACCCUUCAGCUGAUCUGGAUGGGAACAAACUCAAAAUAAAAAAAUCAAUUAAAAUUGGGAAAUUAAAUUAGAACCCAAAAUAGUUGAAGACAUUUACAUUGUGUUUUAAACAUCCAUAAAGUAUUUUCAUUACGUAAUGGUUUUUGCCUAUGAAGUUAUUACUAAUUGUAAAUUCAUGCCAAAGUGGUAAAUAUGAUUUUGCAAAUAAAUUGCUUAUUUUGAACUAAGGAACCCCUGUUGUGACAUGGUAAGGAUGUAGCAUUUAAUAGUAUUUUAAAGGCUUUAUCUUUAACUGUAGCUUAUUAGUUGUUUACACCACAGAAACUGACGUAAUAAAUGCAGUGUAUUACUUCGGUCAUCUCUUCUUUUAUAACAGAUUAAAACACAUACAUAACUGAUAAAUGUUAAACAGGCAACAGACAUCUCGCCUUCAGGUCAGUCAGACCAAGUUAAUAUUUUGUGUGAUAAUUCAUAUGCAUAUUGAUAACAAUUUUUUUAUCUCACAGUUCAGAUAAAAUUAAUAUUCUGUUGUCAUUUACUCACCCUCAUUUCAUUCUUAACCUUUGUGUAAUUUAAAUAAAAAAUCACCCAUAAAAAGCAUCACAAAAGUAGUCAAUUUGACCUGUGCUCAAGAUGUUUUUAAUUUUAAUACAUCCUCUAAAAUCGAAAGCCGUCAAAUGUGACAUGUUUCAUUUUUGGGAACGAUUUUCAUUUUAGAGCUAUCAUUAUGCAUAACAAUUAACUACAUUUUAAUCUGUAUUCUGUAUGUAGUAGGAUGUAGAGUGUUCCUAUAGUAAUCCUUGCAUGAUGUCAUAAUGCAAAUGGACAGUAGCUUCAAAAUGUAGCAUUUUUUUAACAUAUUAUAUGUCCUGGAGUGAGAUGGUCAGUGAUGGGAAAUUCUGUUCAAGUGUUAAUUUAAAAAGUUUUAAUUUAGCAUGUUAAAUAUCUAUUCACCUCUUGUAAUCAUCAUGAAAUAGCUUUCUGUUCACAUUUUGCAGCUCUUACUAGCCUACAGGCAUGACUAUGUCUGCAUUGCAACAUAUGGGCUUACAUCUUCUAGUGCUAUAUAUGCUCAUAUAAGUAGUAAAAAUUGUUUCUAUUAUAUUAUAUUUAGUAUUUUUAUUAUAUUAUUUACAAUUAAAAUUCUGGUGUCAUUGCUUAUAAUAUGCUUUUAUAUAAUACCUAUCAUUAGAAAUGUUAGGUCAUAUGACAAUGCCCAUAGAUAUCACCUACUGGUGAAGUUUGAUGUAAAUGCUACAAAUGAUGUCAAAAUCUGAAAAAUUUAGCACAGAUAGUUUCAUGCCAUUAGGUUUUAUGAAAGGACACUAUAAAGUACAUUGCAUGCGUUGGAAAUAACAUGUUGAACAGUAGCCAACGUUAGUUUAGGGGUGGUGUCAUUUACCCUUUUUUCAUUGGAUAUUAACCCGCAGUGCAUCAGAAAGAAACUGUUGUUUGGUUAAAAUAAAUAUGUUUUUUUUUUUAUGUACACAAGCUGUUAAGUGGCAAUCAGUUUAUUAUCAAAACAAUGGAGUAUAUGAUUUAAUCGUACAGUUAAAACACAGUUUUUCACAAGACUUGCUAUAUUUAUGUUACUUUUUGCUUGCAAGUAUUUCAAAGAUUUGGGAAUGUGUUUAACAACUGUAAAUUAGGAACUUUACUUUUUAUUUGUUUAUUCUGUUAAAUUAUUUGAUAUGAAGAAAGAUUAUUGUAAUGGCAAGUCAAAGAAUUCCAGUUAAUCUUUUUUUAUUGUUUUAGAAAACUCAAGACCUAUGUUGACUUUUUACAGAGAAACGGUGAUUGUGCUUAAUGAAUAA